AUGGCAGAACCGUCGAACACCUCUCUUCCACCGGCGACUAAGAGCUGGGCCGACCAAGCAGACGAAGAAACCAACCCAUCCUCAAGCUCCACUGCCGAAACACCAACCCUCAACGUCGAUGAAUUGGCCAUUGACGAGGACAAAAAGUCUUCUGCAAAGUUCUUAGACGAUCCCGAUGACUCCAACAUCCAAGCGGUUACAUCCGGUGACACUCCCUACACUUCGGCAGCGACAUUUGAAGAGCUGUCUUUAUCGGCAGAGCUUCUGAAGGGACUAUACGUAGAGAUGAAGUUUCAAAAACCUAGCAAGAUACAAGCAGUGAGCUUGCCAAUGAUCCUCAAUCCUCCUAAUAGGGAUUUGAUUGCACAAGCACAUAAUGGUUCAGGGAAAACCACUUGUUUUGUGCUUGGGAUGCUUAGUCGUGUUGAUCCAACUUUGCAAGCUCCUCAAGCUCUCUGCAUUUGCCCCACUAGAGAGUUGGCUAUUCAGAACAUUGAAGUUCUCCGGAAGAUGGGGAAGUACACAGGGAUCAGCUCAGAAUGUGCAGUUCCUAUGGACAGAAGGGAUUCGAUUCCAAUUUCAAAAAGGUCGCCUAUUAUGGCUCAGAUUGUUAUUGGUACUCCAGGCACGAUUAAGAAUUUGAUGACUUAUAAGAAACUUGGGGUUACAAGAUUGAAGAUUCUUGUUUUUGACGAGGCUGAUCAAAUGCUUGCUGAGGAUGGAUUCAAAGAUGACUCACUGAGGAUAAUGAAAGAAAUAGAAAAAUUCAAUUCAACCUGUCAGGUUCUUCUGUUUUCUGCUACAUUUAAUGACGUUGUCAAGAAUUUUGUUACAAGGAUUGUUGAGAAGAAGGAGCAUAAUAAACUUUUCGUGAAGAAAGAGGAGCUAUCUUUAGAUGCAGUGAAGCAGUACAAAGUUCGUGUUCCUGAUGAACUUGCUAAGAUUGAAGUGAUUAAAAGUUAUAUAUUUGAAAUAGGAGAGAAUGUGGGGCAAACUAUUAUAUUUGUGCGCACUAGAAAUAGUGCAAAAAUGUUGCAUAAAGCCCUUGUUGAAUUAGGCUAUGAAGUUACUUCCAUACAAGGUGCUCUUGAACAUGACGAGAGAGACAAGAUAGUCAAAGAGUUUAAAGAUGGUUUGACUCAGGUUCUUAUAUCAACUGAUGUUCUUGCCCGUGGCUUUGAUCAGCAACAGGUUAAUUUGGUUAUCAACUAUGAUCUUCCACUGAAGUAUGCGGCUGAGUAUAUCCGUGGCCGUGAACCUGAGCCUGAUUGUGAGGUCUAUUUGCACAGGGUUGGUAGGGCUGGGCGAUUUGGGCGCAAGGGUGCUGUAUUUAACUUGAUAUGUGACGAAAGGGAUGAAAAGCUGAUGUCAAAGAUUGAAAACCAUUUUGGAACCCAUGUAACAGAGGUGCGAGAAAGAAGUGUCGAAGACUAUAAAGCUGCUCUUAAGGAAGCUGGUUUACUUAUUUGA
Messenger RNA from Lathyrus sativus (Indian pea), 1470 nucleotides. The record is from the annotation of a GenBank genome assembly. NCBI's taxonomy places the organism in Eukaryota, Viridiplantae, Streptophyta, Magnoliopsida, Fabales, Fabaceae.